AUGGUCCAAGAACAACCAUACAAACUCCCCUCAGUGAUGUCACUGUGGCGGCAUCACGGUGCUGAGAAUGUAGAACAAGGAGAAGGGAAUGCAGACAGCGCUGAGUGUGCUGUCGAAAUCUCCAAUACGUCUAUUGAACGCCAAGGAUUUGUUGCUCGACAUCGUCGAGCCAGGUCGCUAGUGUCCGAACAGGACCUUGUCCGGUUUCGCGCUGAGGUGUUGGGCAUUUCACCCACAAGUAGUGGAACUCUCGACGCCGCCGAUGAGGACGACGAGCUAACGGAGCUUAAUCUCGCGUUUUCUUCUGCAAGCAUGUCAAUGACCAGCAACACCUCCAGCAGCGCCAGCAGCACAGGUCCGCCCCCUUCUCCCAACUCCAAUUCGCCUGCUGGCACGGGCCCCUUCGCCACUCUUUACGAUCACAGCAAUAACAACAAUAACGGCAAUAGCUUCAAUUCGUCUGGUCCCGUCAUGGCGGGCAUGUCUCGUCAAAUCCCGAGUCCUAGUACCCCUUCUACCCAAAAUGGGGGAAUGGCGCCGAUGAACGUCGGGAUGCCAGUCAAUGCCGGACACCAAAUGGAUCUCAAUCAUCUUUACGAGAUGGUUUUGGAGCUCAGUGAUGUGUUGAAAAAUAAUCGCGACAUGACGAAAGGGAUUAUUGACAGUGCUGAGGAAAUUAUGAAACGCGCUGCCGCAGAGGGUGCCAGUCCAACGCUCCAACAGGUCAACGGUGAAGUAACAGUCACCAGAAUCGCAGAACUCGAGCGCUCGCUCGCACGAGAAAAAUCCCUCGUCGAAGCCCUCAAGCGGGAACAGAUAGAAAACACCAAAUUGAUUGGGGAGUACGAAACGGCCGUCGGCACCAUGGUGGAACAGAUCCGCAACUACUGCCAGAACAAUAACAUGCACUACCUCGCCCAGAGACGCCACUACAGUAAUCUCCUCCAAGCUGAACGUGACGCCCACCUCGAGAGCCGCCUGGACAGAGACAAUUGGCACGCCAAGGCAAUGAGAUGCUCUGAAAUGAUCCGCACCGCGUACCGUCUUCGCUGCGACGAAGAAGAAGUCCCCAUCCGGAUUAUAUCUGGGUUGCAGAAUGAGGUUCGUGCAUACCGCAAUGCUUUGGGCAUGGAGCCUGAGAAACCGGAGGAAGAGUAUGGGUGGGAAAUACUCAAGGACCUUCCUGCUGGUGUGGAUUAAUUAUCGUUUUCCCCAAAUGACUUUGGGAUUUUCGGAUUUUGAUUUGUUACGAGUGCGAUGACAAAUGAUACAAUGCAAGAUGGCGCGUGCAUGGCGUUCAGGAGCUGGCGACUGGGUCUCGCUGUUGUUUCUCUUUUAUCCUUUCUCCUUUCUCUCUUUUCUGUUGUGGAGGGGUUCACUUCAUUUUCCUUUCACUUUUCCAUCUGCCGUGUUUGUUCUUUGGGAUAUACCCUGGGAAGCUGAUUCAAGCAUGUCACUGAGAAGGCUUCAUUUCACACAAGUACAGUAUAUUUAUCUUUCUUCCUGUAAUUUUUUUUCCUUGUCUCAGGAGAUGGAACUGGGGUCAUGUACUGAUAUUUCCUUUGUCCCAUCGUUUCAACUUAGCUGCAUAUAUCCAUAUUGCACAUGAAAGACAGUGGGUAAAUUGUCUGGCAAUGACAUCCAUCUCGUCGACAGACAGUGGGCCAUACCUGCGCAGAAGCUGUUUCAUCGACACGGUUUAUAUGCUUCGAUUUUCUUUUUUACGGUUGAUAUGCCUGCUUUCCUUCUGUUUCCAUCGGGGUUAAAAAAAAAAAAAAAAAUUUAAAUUUAAA
Molecule: messenger RNA, 1793 nt
Organism: Histoplasma capsulatum G186AR
Lineage: Eukaryota; Fungi; Ascomycota; Eurotiomycetes; Onygenales; Ajellomycetaceae
Exons: 4
Coding region: 1-1200 (399 amino acids)
Source: RefSeq, a predicted model, not a curated record